AUCUUAUCUUCUGUUUCUCUCCAAUCAAAGGUUCGUUUUAGCUUUUUUAGCGGAAUCCAAAAUCUCUCAUGAUUCAAUUCAAUUUGGCGCGAUCUGCUUUCCCGCCACUAAAAAUGGCGGCCAUUCGUAUUUCACCCAUACAGCCGAACGGAGAUUGCAGCAAAGGCAGGAUGCACUUAAUUCCAUGUAAAGUGAAGUAUUCUGGUGAAGCAAGCAUUAAAGAAUAUUUUGAAUCCACAAUUAGAGACGUAAAUGAGAGUUUAAGCGGGGAAAGCGAUGCAAAAGUAAAGGAGGCAUCAUUUCGAGGAAGGCCACUGAAGGGGAAAUUGAUUGAUGUUCCAGAGAAUUAUGAAGGGAUUGUUUUUAAAGAAGAAAGAAAGCCAUAUUCAGAUGAAGAGGAAAGAACGCUCAUACCAAAAUCAAGAUUUGAUGAAUUUCUUUAUUGGAACCUUGACAACAAGCCUACAGAAAAUGACAACAUAUUCAGAGCUAUGAAAUGGAUCCAGAUUGCACAAGUGGUCCAUGGCAAUCAGACUUUGGAAGACCAAGAGAGUGUUCCUGAGCCCACACCUACAGACCGAUGAAUAAAGAGCUUACAACUUGCUUUUUGAGAGCCUCUCAACAAAAACAUGUAUAGCUGGUCAAAUGAAGUGAUUGAAUAAUUUCUGAUGUUUUAUAUAAUUAAAAAAAAAUCGAGUUUUUUGUACAUCGCUGUAUCUGAAAGAGGAUAAUGCAACAUAAUUUUAUUUUGUUGAAAACAAAGUUUGAUAGUAUUUAUAUUUCAUUUAUGUUUAUCAGAUUAUUCCAGUGAUA
Messenger RNA from Rhopilema esculentum, 813 nucleotides. RefSeq lists its product as uncharacterized. The record is from RefSeq and is a predicted model, not a curated record. Gene Ontology annotation, cellular component: ribonuclease H2 complex. NCBI's taxonomy places the organism in Eukaryota, Metazoa, Cnidaria, Scyphozoa, Rhizostomeae, Rhizostomatidae. Gene Ontology annotation, biological process: RNA catabolic process.